GAGAGGGAGAGACCGGAUUGGCUCCGCUCUCUGUCCCGGAAGCGGCCCGAGAGAGAGGCUGGCGCGGCCUGGCAAGAUGGGCAAGAAGGAGCGCGGCGAUAAGAAAAAGUCUAAGAAGCGGCACUAUGAGGAGGAGAAUGAGGACGAAUACGACAUCCCAGGCAGAGACUCUCAAGAAGCAGUUCCUUCGGCAGCAGGGAAGCAAGUGGAAGUUUCUCAGAAAAAAGUAGAUGAAUAUGGGGCGAAGGACUACAGGAGCCAGAUGCAUCUCAAGGAUGAUCAUUCCUCCCGCCCGCUGUGGGUGGCUCCUGAUGGCCAUAUUUUCCUUGAAGCCUUUUCACCUGUUUACAAAUAUGCCCAGGAUUUUCUGGUUGCCAUUGCUGAGCCAGUUUGCCGACCCUCCCAUAUACAUGAAUAUAAAUUGACUGCUUACUCUCUCUAUGCUGCUGUUAGCGUGGGUUUACAAACAGAUGAUAUCACAGAGUAUUUGCGGAAGCUGAGUAAAACUGGUGUGCCCGAUGGGAUCAUUCAGUUUAUCAAGCUGUGUACUGUCAGCUAUGGAAAAGUAAAGCUGGUCCUGAAGCACAACAGGUAUUUUGUAGAAAGUGCCCACCCAGAGGUCAUUCAGCAGCUUCUCCAAGAUCCCGUUAUUAGAGACUGUCGACUGAGAAAUGCAGAAGGAGAAGAAACAGAACUCAUAACAGAAACAUUCACCAGCAAAUCAGCUAUCUCCAAGUCCACUGAGAGUGGCAGUGGUCCGUCCACUUCACAAGGGACCGAUGUUCCGAAUAAGCCGGAUGUCCCUGCUGACUUAUUUGAAUUUUAUGAACAAAUGGACAAGGAUGAAGAAGAGGAGGAAGAAACACAGACAGUGUCUUUUGAAGUGAAGCAGGAAAUGAUUGAAGAGCUUCAAAAGCGUUGCAUUCAGCUGGAGUACCCCCUGCUUGCUGAGUACGACUUCAGAAAUGAUUCCGUGAAUCCCGAUAUUAAUAUAGAUUUGAAACCCACAGCUGUUCUGCGACCAUACCAGGAAAAGAGCUUAAGAAAAAUGUUUGGGAAUGGCCGUGCUCGGUCUGGCGUUAUUGUCCUUCCCUGUGGUGCUGGCAAGUCACUUGUAGGAGUAACAGCUGCUUCCACAGUCCGUAAACGAUGCUUGGUGCUGGGCAAUUCUGCUGUCUCUGUGGAACAGUGGAAAGCCCAGUUCAAAAUGUGGUCCACCAUUGAUGACAGCCAAAUCUGCAGAUUUACUUCUGAUGCCAAAGAUAAACCAAUUGGCUGCUCUAUUGCCAUUAGUACCUACUCAAUGUUGGGACAUACAACCAAGCGGUCUUGGGAGGCAGAGAAAGUCAUGGAAUGGUUGAAGAGUCAAGAGUGGGGCCUUAUGAUCCUUGAUGAAGUACACACUAUACCUGCAAAAAUGUUCAGGCGUGUGCUCACCAUUGUUCAAGCCCACUGCAAACUUGGACUGACAGCUACCCUUGUCAGGGAAGAUGACAAAAUUGUAGACUUGAAUUUCCUCAUUGGACCAAAACUGUAUGAGGCCAACUGGAUGGAGCUGCAGAACAAUGGUUAUAUCGCUAAAGUCCAGUGUGCUGAGGUUUGGUGUCCAAUGUCUCCUGAAUUCUACAGAGAGUAUGUGGCUAUUAAAACAAAGAAACGGAUAUUGCUCUAUACAAUGAAUCCAAACAAAUUCAGGGCUUGCCAGUUCCUGAUUAAGUUUCAUGAGCGAAGGAAUGACAAGAUCAUCGUUUUUGCAGACAAUGUGUUCGCUUUAAAGGAGUAUGCGGUUCGACUUGGCAAACCAUAUAUAUAUGGGCCUACAGCACAGGGAGAGAGGAUGCAGAUCUUGCAGAAUUUCAAACACAACCCCAAAAUCAACACAAUUUUCAUCUCCAAGGUAGGUGACACAUCCUUUGAUCUCCCAGAAGCCAAUGUUCUGAUCCAGAUCUCAUCCCAUGGUGGGUCUCGGAGACAGGAGGCCCAAAGACUGGGCCGAGUGCUGAGAGCCAAGAAAGGAAUGGUUGCAGAGGAAUACAAUGCCUUCUUUUAUUCUCUGGUUUCCCAAGACACUCAAGAAAUGGCAUACUCAACCAAGCGGCAGAGAUUUUUAGUAGAUCAAGGCUACAGCUUCAAGGUAAUCACUAAACUUGCAGGUAUGGAAGAUGAAGACCUUAUGUUUUCAUCCAAAGAAGAACAGCAGCAGCUACUUCAAAAGGUUUUGCAAGCCUCUGAUAUGGAUGCUGAGGAAGAGGUGGUUGCAGGAGAGUAUGGUUCAAAGUCAUCUCAGGUUUCCCGACAUUAUGGCACAAUGAGCUCCAUGUCUGGAGCUGAUGAUACAGUUUACAUGGAAUAUCAAGCCUCACGGAGCAAGGCAUCAUCAAGCAAACAUGUUCAUCCACUUUUUAAACGUUUUAGAAAAUGAAAAAAGAAAAAUGGGCUAUGCAUCUUUUUCUUCCAGUAAAGAAGAAAGGGAGACAUAAAUUUGUUUCAGGCCUUAUUUUCUAAAAGGACAAAUAAAUGAAUGAAGUGAAGCAGUACAUUCCUAACUGAAAUGUUAUCUGUGGACUGAAUUAUUAUUUCUAAAUGGCAUUUCAUAGGUAAUAGUAUUUAUGUCAUAUUGUUAAAUAGAUUUCAAUAAUUAUUCUGUAAAAGGGGGGAUUAUUUGUAUUUAUUUUGUUGCCAGUAAAGUAAAAGUUGAAUUACUUAAAAGCACUGAAUAAAAACAUUCUCUAGCAAUGCA
Anolis sagrei ordinatus is the source of this 2740-nucleotide messenger RNA. It is a transcript of the gene ERCC3, whose product is annotated as ERCC excision repair 3, TFIIH core complex helicase subunit. Gene Ontology annotation, molecular function: hydrolase activity; ATP binding; 3'-5' DNA helicase activity. Gene Ontology annotation, cellular component: transcription factor TFIIH holo complex; transcription preinitiation complex; nucleotide-excision repair factor 3 complex. Lineage: Eukaryota; Metazoa; Chordata; Lepidosauria; Squamata; Anolidae. The record is from RefSeq and is a predicted model, not a curated record. Gene Ontology annotation, biological process: transcription initiation at RNA polymerase II promoter; nucleotide-excision repair.